AUGCCCUUCAUGUGGGCGCGCUCCACCUACCUCUGCUUCUAUUGCAAGCAGCCCGCCAAAGGUCCCGACGAACUAAGAGACCACAUAGAGACUAUGCAUCAAUUUCUCGAUCUCGACCAAAUCCUAAGUAUGAGGAUAUCAACUACUUGGGACAGUGAGGUCCCCGUCAAACUGGACGUCAAAGACAUCUCUUGCAAACUUUGCAUACAACCUAUCUCUGAUUUAAAAGGGCUCAUUGACCAUUUAAUCCAAGUUCACGAAGCAGAUUAUGACACUUCGAUAAAUGACUGCCUUUUCUCCUUUGUACUCGGUAACGAAAAAGUUACAUGUCCUAUCUGUAACAUACAAUUUAACUACUUCGAGUACCUCCUCCGACAUGCGAACAAGCAUCAUCUCAAUCACGACUUCACUUGCAACGUAUGCGGAAAGUCUUUCCACCGUAAAAAUUCCCUAGCGACACAUUUCAAUGACUACCACAAGGAAGGCGGCUAUCCUUGUGACAUCUGUGGUGUAGUUUGCACUACAGCCGCGAGACGGUACAACCACAAAAAGAACUACCAUUUGAUCGACCAUUUGAAGUGUCCUUACUGUCCGGAGAUUUCUAAGAGUAAAUAUUAUAAGAACCUCCAUUUGGCAACUGUUCACGGCGUAGAGAAAUGCCGCAGCGAGUGUCCUCAUUGCCAAAAGCUGUUUCCGCAGAAAGGUAUAAUGCUGGCCCAUGUCCGACGGGUACAUUAUAAAGAAAGGAACGUGAAAUGCGAGGUCUGUAGCUACAAGUUCUUCAACAAGGCGCACUUGGACGCGCACAUGGUGAAACACACGGGCGGACAGAUGUACACGUGCGAUGUGUGUGGGAAAGCUUAUCUGAGGAAGAGUACGCUGAAGGCUCAUUUGAAGCGACACGUCGGCGGUCGCGUCAAAGUUUAA
Molecule: messenger RNA, 927 nt
Organism: Cydia fagiglandana
Lineage: Eukaryota; Metazoa; Arthropoda; Insecta; Lepidoptera; Tortricidae
Product: zinc finger protein 879-like
Exons: 1
Coding region: 1-927 (308 amino acids)
Biological process (GO): regulation of transcription by RNA polymerase II
Molecular function (GO): RNA polymerase II cis-regulatory region sequence-specific DNA binding; DNA-binding transcription factor activity
Source: RefSeq, a predicted model, not a curated record